CUUUGAUGGCUUUGGCUCGAGCCACCUGCUCGCGCUUUGAGAUACGUUGGUAUAAAGUCAAGGUCAGUUUUACAUGUCCUGUCAUCACCGAGUCUCAUCCAGAUAAUCUCUCUUCCCCUGCACGCGCAUAACUAUCUACAAUGUCUUACAUAAACCCUCUUCACCCUCCUGUUCCCAGCAACAUUCACUCAUCAUACACCUCUCUUGCUGGUGCUUACUCCGCAUACCAGCCUCCCUUCGCUCAGGUGCUGCCGCCCAACCUCCGACGCUUGCCUCAGGCGCCAAAAUCAAAGCAACCAUCCUCUCAUUCUCCUCUGUGUCCUGCCGUCACAUUUAAUCUUCAACAUUAUGCAUCUGGUCUUGGCGUUCCUAUGUGUGAGCUGCGGGCUCGUUCAGCAUUUGCACUCGAACAAAUACUCGUUGGUGCGAAUGAUGUUGUUGGCCCUCAGAUGCGAUAUCGCACUGUCCAACUCAAGAUCUUUUGGCCGGGAUAUGACGAUUACACUUGCUCCCUUAAUAUUUAUACUUCGGCUGGUCCUGUCACCCGCGGCAAACUUGCCAUCCAAGUUGCAGAGGCGUUCGUGCGCUUCAUCAAUGACAUGAAAACGAAAAGCCCUGGCCCGAAUGGCGCCAGUUGGCCAUUGAGAGAUAGCUUAAAUCACCUCAGUCUUUCUGCGCUUUGGAACCUCUACGAUGAUGUAUGGAUGGCCGAGGUCAUCGUCGAUCGUCUUCAUUAAGCGGAGUCGUGGACUUGACUCAUUGGUUACACCGCAUUUGUCUUUUUCACAACUCACAAUUAACACUCAUACACGUGAUUCAUGUAGCCUUAUAGAUAUUUCGUCUCUCUUACUUGUAGCUUUUACCUUUUUUCAUUGAUCAGCUCUUCACGAUACCCACACUGUUAACACUGACGUACAUAAUUCAACCCAGGAACCUGAACUAACCAUAUUUAUGAUUUGUAUUGACUUGUAUCCUAUUAAGUAUUACUUCUGUAGUAUCUGUACCCUUCCUCGUGCUGCCAGCGUUGCAAACGUGCCACCACCGCCGGGCACCUAUGUUCUCAUAAAAUUUUAUCCGGGGCUGGAUCUCCAUUC
Molecule: messenger RNA, 1094 nt
Organism: Suillus clintonianus
Lineage: Eukaryota; Fungi; Basidiomycota; Agaricomycetes; Boletales; Suillaceae
Exons: 3
Coding region: 141-737 (198 amino acids)
Source: RefSeq, a predicted model, not a curated record